UAUUUUCUUUAUUAAAAGUAAAGUCCAGAGAAAAACGUCAACAGUGAUGUCGUCCUCCCUGUCUGAGGAUGAAUUUCAUCGAAUGCAGUUGCAGUUAAUUGAUUUGAGAACAACAAAUUAUGAAUUGGAUGGAAAGUGCAAGAAACUUGAAAGAGAAACUAUUGCUUUGAAUGAGAAAAAUGAAACUAUAGACAGACAAUUACAGAAUGCAAACAAGGCAAUUCAAAAGAGCAAAAAGGCAAAGGAAGUUGAAGUCCUAUUACAAGAAAGUGAUAACUUACAGAGAAAGUUACUGAGUCAGGAAGAUGACUUUAGAUUACAGAAUCAAACAUUGAUGCAAGAACUCACUGCUUUGGUAGCAACAAAUGAAGUUUUAGAAAAGGAAUUAAAAGAAUUACAGAGUGCUAAAGAUACAGUUGUGACCACUGAAAACACAGACAACACAGAGCUGGAGGAUGAAAUUAGAAGAUUACAGGCACAAAAUACUGUACUGCAGAAAAACUUAACAGCUUGCCAGGAUAAGUUUGAAAAGUUACAUGAACAACUGAACAAAACAGAGUCGUCCACUACUGGUGCUAAUGAGACCGAUGACAGUGGUCAGCAGGAAGAUAUUGGUACAGAGCCAUCACCAAGAGCAUUAAAGGUUGAAGAUGAGGUGCAGGUUUCUUCUGAGGAACAUGGACAUGAAAUUAAUGUGCUGAAGUUACAACUUGACACCUUGUUAGAAGAAAAGAGAAUGCUUAGAGAGAAGCUAACUACGAUAGAGAAUGAAAAUAAAGUAAAAGUUGAUCAUUUACAAGAUGAAUUAGAUAAGACAUCUGAAAAGUUAAAGAAGAAACAAGAAAGCUUCAUCCAUUUACAAGAAGAGAAAGAAAAUCUAUUUAAAGAAACAAACCAAAAACUAGAAGAAUCCCAGUCAAGUAGAGACAGAGACAAAAUAUAUUAUACUGACCAGAUAAAUAAACUGCAGCAGGAAGUUCAAAGGAGUAAACAGUCAUUGGAAGAAAGAAAUGAAUCAUCCGACCAAAAUGUUAAACAUUUACAGAGUAAACUACAAGCUCUCCAACAACAGAUUGAUGCAUCAGACAUUGUAAAUAGUCAGAAAGUUAAAGAAUGUUCUACAAAGUAUGAACAACAAGUAGAGGAACUCAGGAAUACAACUUCUAAACUACUUCUAGAGAAGAGUGAUCUAGUCACUCAGUUACAGGCCAUUAAAACUGCCAACCAGGAAACUCUAGACCAGUUAUAUGCUUUACAACAAGAAAGAGAAGGACACAUUCAACAAUGGCAAGAAGUCAAUAAGGUUGCAGAAAAGCGAAAGUCCAUGUUAGAUGAGUUAGCUAAUAAAUACCAGAGAGACAGCGCCAGUCAUCAGGAGAAGUUACGUCUAAUGGAAGAAGAACAGGAAGCUGAAGUCAGAAAUCUACAAACAAAACUCAAUACUGAACAUAAAAGGGUAACUGAAUUAGAGAAGAUGAAGUCUCAGUUUGAGGAGAUAAAGAUACAAGUCAGCAGUUUAGAGGAAGCCAAAGGAUGGUUGGAAAGAAGACUAAAAGAAACUGAGGAACAAUUUAAUUUGUAUAAAGAAGAGAGAGAGGCAGAGAUGACAGAUAUCCUCCAGAAACAUGAUAUAGAAAUAUCUUCUUUAGAGGAAAAAUUCCUGAAGGAGAAAGAAAGUGCUGCAGAAGAUCAUUCAUCUAAGAUAAAGGAAUAUGUUGAAAAAGAAAAGACCCUUCAGACAGAAAUGGAUGAAGAAAAAGAAAAAGUAGUAAAGUUACAACAGGAACUAAAAGAUGGUGUAGAUGAGAAAAAAAUUCAUGAAAAGAAAGGUUUAAAAACAUUAAAAGAUCUGAAAAGGCAGUUACAUGCAGAGAGAAAAAGGGGAGAGAAACUACAAGAUAAACUUCAGGAAGUACUAACGGAUACAAAACAUAACAAAAGGUCUUACUCAGGUGUAGAAGAAUUGCUGAGUUCUGUAGACAGAAAUGAUUCUUUGAUAGAGGAUAGAAGCUCGGUAUCUUCGUGGAAUACAGGAUAUAGCCAAGCCAACACCAGUAUAGUCAGUUCACCUCAGUCACCAGAAAAAUCUGAUAAUUUCCCCUCAACAUCCAAUGAUAUACAUGUAGAAGAACACAAUGAAUUAUUAAAUAGAUUAGGAAAUUUACAGCAGGCCAAAUGGAACUUAGAAGAAAAGGUUUCACAUUUAGAAACUAGCAACUCUGCUAUGGCUGAAGAUUUAAUACAGAAAACCAAGAUUAUAGAACAUUAUGUCAGGGAUACUGGGACCAAAAAUGAUGCGAAAAUACAUCCGCCACAAGAUGACAAAAUAACAUUGAAAAAAGUUUUAGACCUUGUAAAUAAAUCAGAUGAACAGAAUCUUAAAGAUAUGAAUAAAAAAUUGCAGAGAAUGUUAGAGGAAACCCUAACCAAAAAUAUGUGUUUAGAGCAGAAUCUUGAAGCGAUGUCUUUGGAAGUUGUAAGAUUGAGCAAGCUUCAACCUGCAGAUGUUCAUAAUGAAAAGCUUAAAGUAGAUACAGGUGCUCGUGCAGCGAAUAAAGUCAACACAGAGUCUAAAAUAAAUCUUAACCAUUCCAAUUCAGACAUAUCAGAGGAGAAAAAUAAACUCUCAGAAGCUACCAAUAAACAUGUGACUAGUAAAGAAUCCUGACACCAACCUAAUCACCAUAUUACACAUUGAGAUUAUUCACCACGUUUUGUCCAAUUUGAUAUAAAAGUACAAAUCAUGCAAAGAAGAAGAGUUUUUGAGAAUAGAGAGUAUUUGCAUUGACUUGUGCAUUGUUAAUUGAUUCUGACAUAGCUGAAUUCAAAUUGUAAAGAUACGAAUAUGUGUGAAAAAGUGUAAUUUUAUUGAGAAACAAAAUAUUACUGUGAGAAUUUUACAUUUAAAGAAAAGUGAAAUUUUACAGUUAACUCAA
Messenger RNA from Mytilus trossulus (common blue mussel), 2936 nucleotides. RefSeq names its product GRIP1-associated protein 1-like. Gene Ontology annotation, cellular component: glutamatergic synapse; postsynaptic recycling endosome; extrinsic component of postsynaptic early endosome membrane. Lineage: Eukaryota; Metazoa; Mollusca; Bivalvia; Mytilida; Mytilidae. The transcript is spliced from 29 exons. Bases 47 to 2668 code for a protein of 873 amino acids. Gene Ontology annotation, biological process: regulation of neurotransmitter receptor transport, endosome to postsynaptic membrane; regulation of modification of synaptic structure; regulation of recycling endosome localization within postsynapse. The record is from RefSeq and is a predicted model, not a curated record.